AUGGAUGUGAAACUAGCUGAAAUUUAUCGUCAACUUCCAGAUGUUUACGGAGAAGACGUGGUGAAUGAAGGAAUGUCGAGUUUUCACGCUAGGUGUGUGAACAUGAGUCAGGCGGAUGUAGAUUGCUUGGAGGAGCUGAACUCAGUGUGGAGGUGUAACUCUUGCAACAACGAACGCAGGAAAAGCAUGAGGUUGGAGACGAGUGUGCAGGAUGGCAAACUUACACUUGAGGACGUGAUGAAGGUGCUUAAUGACAUCCGAGAGGACCAAAAAGCAACCAAGCAAGACUUCAACACUUCUUAUGAGGCUCUACAUGUCAAACUUGAGGAAAACGCUCAGUCACUUCAAAGCGCUUUACAGAAAAUAGAGGAGUUUUCGAAGAGAGUUGUCGAUUUGGAGUUGGAGAAUGGUAACUUAAAGAAAAAGGUUGAUGAACUGGAAAUCAGAGUGGAUGACAUGGAGCAGUACUCGCGGAGGAACUGUCUGGAGAUCCAAGGAAUUCCCGAAGAAAAAAAUGAAAAUGUUCUGGAUAUUGUCAAGGACGUUGGUCGCGCACUGGGCAUGGAUGUCAGCGAGGAGAUGAUAGACACUUGCCACAGAUUGGGCCAGAAAGACAGCGGUUAUAGAGGACCACGAGGUAUCAUCGUGAGGUUCGUCCGUCGUCUGGACAGGGAGGCGCUCCUGCAGAAGAGACGUGAGAGGAAGAAGGACUUUUCCACUCGUCACCUUAGUCUUGACAGGCCGUCGGACGUUCCCGUGUACUUGAACGAGUCUCUGUCACCGAUGAGGAGGAAGCUGCUGGCCAAGGCGAGGAUGCUCAAGAGGGACCGCGGCUACAAGUACAUCUGGCUGCGCAACGGCAACAUCCUGCUGCGUAAGGAAGAAGGAUCUGCUAGGAUCAAAAUUCCUGUGAUUGUCGCCAUCCGUAAAACUCAGUCAUGGAGUAAAAUGGGGGUGGUCAAGAAGCCAGUUCUUCAGCAAGUGACGAAACUGUUGAAUGCUUGCAGUCUUCAGCUCUGGAGGAAGGACAUUCCACAUUCUGGCACCUGCAUAGCUGGGUUUCUUCUCAGUCAUUGUGCGAUGGUGUGUAGGAAGGCUGUAAUUGGCUGA
Molecule: messenger RNA, 1110 nt
Organism: Homalodisca vitripennis (glassy-winged sharpshooter)
Lineage: Eukaryota; Metazoa; Arthropoda; Insecta; Hemiptera; Cicadellidae
Exons: 3
Coding region: 1-1110 (369 amino acids)
Biological process (GO): retrotransposition
Cellular component (GO): ribonucleoprotein complex
Molecular function (GO): single-stranded RNA binding
Source: RefSeq, a predicted model, not a curated record